Molecule: messenger RNA, 4643 nt
Organism: Syngnathus typhle (broad-nosed pipefish)
Lineage: Eukaryota; Metazoa; Chordata; Actinopteri; Syngnathiformes; Syngnathidae
Gene: vstm2a
Product: V-set and transmembrane domain containing 2A
Exons: 5
Coding region: 254-964 (236 amino acids)
Source: RefSeq, a predicted model, not a curated record
GUCCCGCAGCUCGCCGCUUGCUUAUUUUGCACACUCGAGUCGAGCCGAGCAGUCGCCAGUCGUCGCAGCAACAGACGCAGAAAAGAAAGAAGUUCAGCGCUACUUUGCGGCAUGUUCAACCUGCGGCAACCUCCGUUUCAAAACGCCGAGCCAGCAACUGUUUGAUUGUUUGAUUUUUUUUUAUUUUUCCUGGCUCUUUCCGUCGCCUUUUUCUUGCCCUCUCCAGCUGAUGUAAAGAAAUCUCUUAGCAGCAAUGAUGUGGACCUCUCACGAUACCGCUGGAUUUAUUUUCCUGGCUGGCUUUUGUGUGCAUUUUGGAUUCUCCUUUGAAGGUCGCUUCACUGAUCUACCCUCUAACAUGACGGUUAAAGAGGGACAGAACAUAGAGAUGGCGUGCGCGUUCCAGAGCGGAACCACCUCAGUUUAUUUGGAGAUCCAAUGGUGGUUCGUGAAAGUGCCGGAACCCACUGAGGCCGUGGAGGAUGUGGAUACUGAAGAGAUGGAGAUAACACCAGAGCCUCAUCCUGAUGACGAGGGGACAAAAAUCAGUACCGUCAAAGUGCAGGGCAACGAUAUCUCCCACAAGCUCCAGAUCUCCAGAGUCGGCAAAAGUGAUGAGGGCUUGUAUGAGUGUCGUGUGACACAGGCCAACUAUGGAGAGAUUGUGGAUUACAAAGCCCAAGCUUGGCUGAGGGUCAAUGCCUCCGCCAGAGCGAGACGUCCGUUGCCGCCUCCCAAGAAAAGCUCCCCCCUGCACCUGACAGACAAGAAACCGAGAAAGUCCGUCUCAUCUUUGGGUCAAGACAGCAUGAGUUCAGAUCAGAGGGUGGACUCCUCGUCUUCUUCCCACACAUCCUCCAAUGCGGAUAAACACAACCCCAGCUCAGGUACAAGAAUAUCAGCCUGCUACCAACUUGUUGUCAUCCUUCUGGCUUACGGUUUGGUGAGGGAGGCCUUGUUAUAAAAUGCAGAGGGGAUAUGUAUGAGGAACUGACUUGGUUGAAACCAGAUCUCACAUUCGCUCUGUUUGCUCUUAAAGCGAACAAGAGAUUUGCUUGUUUUAUGUCCUCCUCCGACACUACCAUGCGGACUUCACCGUAUAGCCUCAUUUGCCAGCCACUACUACUCUUGCACCGAGCACAUUAUUAUUAGCCACUACAAAAAAAAAAAAAAUAAUCGCCUCCUUAGAAUCAGAUGGAUUACCUUUUGUACAAAGGUCAUGGUUACAUCAGCCAAGGUGCAAUGCUCCAAUGUGAAAAUGAACUCCUGUUAGAUAACUCACAUGGAGGAAUCACUUUCUUAUGGUUUCGCUGUUCCGGGUCAUGUGUUCAUUGGUCAAAAUGAACCAGGAAAAAGAAGAAUCUAUAUUUGUGUUAUAAAUAUAUAUAUAUAUGAAAUUAUAUAUACAUCUGUUUAAUUUGAAACACUUAGCGUUAAUGUUUGUGCCGUAUAUACAUAGCUGACACUGACACCGGAUGGCUCAUGCCUUUCAUUGUGAAUAGGCCCCGAUCAACGACAAAAAAAGAUAUAUAUAAACAGAAUUUCAUUUUAUUGACUGUUACCAUUAGCCCUCCCUCAUUUCUUUCAUUUGUCUUUAAGCUGUUCAAAUGAUCUGGUGUGCAUACAUUUACGUCUCGUUUGUGAUACAAAUGUGCAUGCUUGUUGAUCAAGGCUUAAAGGAGAGGAGGUGUGUAUUACAUGAUUUGAACACCAGUCAGCACUUGGAGUUCAGUGUUUCCGUAUUUCAGAUUUAGCUUUAUUUCAAUGUGCUAGCUUUGAUGUGGAACAAAAAAGAAAAACAUGUCUUUGCCAUUUUUAUUUGUAUUGCACCCUCUGAAUGAAUAAAAUGGAUGUCACAAUUCAUGAAUAAUUCCCAGUAUGUCACCGCUGAAGAAUUCAUUUAAACUCACCAAGACAUUUAUUAUCAAAGAAGCGGUUUUUAAAUUGUAUGCCUUCCUGUGUGAUAACUAUCUCAUUACAAAGAGUAUUUGGCCAGUAGGGAUAAUGAGUUUUGCCAAUUUUGCUGAUACACACGUUGCAUAAUAAAACGGACGCCUGGGUGAAUCAUGACAGAAUAUUCUGUGUGGGAGGAGCAGCUUCUCUAAAAAGUAAUAAAGAUCCAUGCAGAACAUUUCUAAACUCAUCGCUUUGACAAUCUGACACAAACGGGCCAAACUGUUUUGACACCAGAUAAGGACGGUUUCACAUCAUGUCAGACCACUUCCGCUUUGUCUCUUCUAGAGGGUAUCGUCAUUUCUGCUUCACUUAUGGAAUAAGGUAUAAACAAAGAAAUAAUAGUUGCAAAGAUUUCAUUUUCCGCUUCAGGGUGGUGCUGGAACUUGUCACAGCUUACUUGAGUUGAGAGGCGGGGUACAAACUGUUCACCCUCGCAUUCACACCUAUGGACAAGUUGGAUGUUUUUAGAAGGUGUGACGGAGCCAAAGUACCCACAAAAAAAGCAUCUACAUUGGUGACUAAUGGAAAAAUGUUCAUGUACUAAGCAGAGUAUUAUUUUUUUAAAGCUGCCUAUUCCGGAUAAUGUUUCUGGAAGCAAGCCGAUCAAAGGGAGUAUUAUUUUUUUAAAGCUGCAUAUCCCCGAUAAUGUAUCUAGAAGCAAGCCGAUCAUAUUUUUUCACAUUCUCAUACUUCUAGGGAGACAGUAGUGAAUCCCCGCGGGGAACAGUCCUUGUACUGUUCCUCUUCACCUUGUACAUUACAGAUUUCACGUAGAGCUCUGACUGCUGCCACCUGCAGAAGAUCUGUGACGACUGCUAUUGUCAGUCGUGUCAGGGAGGACGAUCACAAGGGAGUUCAGAGAACCGAUUUAGUGGCGCGGCUCUACAUCGAUACGGAGAAGAUGGAGGCGGAUUUCUACAGGCCCAGUCAAAGAGACACAGCCUUCCAAACACUGAUGAACAUCCAAGGGAAGGUCUUACAGCAAAUAAGUUGUUCACCGGAACAAUAAACAAGACUCGUCUGGGGUUUUUUUUGGUACUGUGACUGCGCGAAAAAGACAAGCGCAAAUUGAUUCUGCUGAGGAGGCUCGGGUCUUACGGCAUUCAGUGGGCCCUCCUGAGGACGUGCAUGACUCACUUGUGGCAUUUUACAAGGACUGCUGCUGACAGGGGCAAAUUGUACAGGCUAAUCGGGAAGGCCAGUCUGUCCUGGGACUUACCCUGGACUCAUUGCAGGAGAGUCGAGGAGAUGAGAAUAAUUGAUAGACAACGACUACCAUCAAGUACUCGGGAGUUGCUUCGACGGCAGACUCCUUCACCCCAAAUGCUCAAAAGAGAGGUCCUGGACUUCCGAAAUAAGUCACUCCUUCAUAAUUGAAAAUAGAAUUCAUGCUGCCCUUGGUUGCUAUAAUUUCUGGACUAUAAGCCGCACCUGAAUAUAAGACUAAAACUAAAAUUAGGGGGAAAUCCUUUUUUGUUCUUAUAUAAACCGCACUGGACUAUAAGCUGCAGGUGUUUUAAUGGAAUUUGUUUUACCUUAAAAGUAUGUCUGUUAGUAAAACAAACAUGUACCUCACUCUCUUACACUGCUAUCGGUUUUGCGGCUUAUUUGUAACGACAUAGAUAAAUCGUGAAAUUAACGGAGCGGAAGUGGUCUGACCGCACCCUGCAAAGGGUUUAUUAAUUAAACGAUGCUGUUCUUCAAUUUUUAGUUGACACAUCCGACAGAAUCAACCACACUGAGCAGACUAGUGGUUUUUAAGUUCACACAAUACUGUCAAGCCAAGUUUAAUAAUGAAUAAAUUGCCAUGCAAGGAGAUAAGCACAUAUUGUCCUACUUGCUCGGUGCUCAACAUUUAGACCCGUGGUUAUUUGUUUGUUUUUUUUGCCUGUGAGUUUCUCCUCAACUUUAGCUUAACCAGUUGAGCUGGAUUCUCAAAAAGAGGAGAAGGACAUGAACUGGAUUUAGCACAGCGGUUCAAAGACUAAUAGCGUGCCAAGCUUUGCGGAAACAUCAGAGACGGCUGCUCAUCAAGAGACUUCUAGCCUGGGAGCAUGAUGUGUGGGCACUGAAGGGGAGGCCUAGCUCAUCCCUCAAAUUCCAAACAGUACCUAUAGAAUCACCGUUUAAAUAUUUAGAACUUUUGGAGAUAGGAGGGUGGUGAAAAUGUGCUUUGGAUUCAAAUGUAAAGAAUAACGUCUGUACAACGUGUACAUUUGCAUGUUUUGUUUUCUAUUUGAAAAGACGGAGGCCCGAGAUUUAUUGUACUUGUAUAAAUUGUGCCAUGUAAGACAUUCAAUUCAAAGUGGGUUUCCUCCAUCUCUUCAAAUUGAGUAAGAUGAAUUUGAAAAAGGAAAUCCAAUUAUAUAUAGAAAUAUUUCCUUUCAUUCAUCUAUUGUAAAUCUAUUGACUGUGGGGCUUAUUGGUACAGAUGAAUGACAAAUAGGUGUUGAAUGAUAAAGACCUGUGACUGGACAUGGUCAAAGAUGGAAAUUGUUUGUAGCAAAAGUGUAAAAGCUCAGGAAGCCUUUUUUUUUCCCCAUCUAAGUUUCUGUUGUGUUUGAAAGUAGAAUGUACUUCACUUCAAUGUAGUCUUGUCCGAUAAGCUGUUUUGAGUAUUCUCUUUAAAUUUGGUGUUGUGUGUGACAUCUGUACUGAAACAUUGCAACAUUUUGUAUAACGAAGGC